AUGGCGCCUUCUCAACUUCAAAAGAUACUCAUUAGAGCUGGGAAUGGCCGGGACUAUCCUCACACCGGCGAUGAAGUCACCAUCGAAUACACAGGCUGGCUCUACGACGACUCCAAAGCACACAACGACUACAAAGGCAGACAGUUCGACAGUUCUAGAGGCCGGGGAGAUUUCAAGACCCCAAUCAGAGUCGGACGAGUGAUUCCAGGUGAGUUCAAUCGGACUGGUCUUGAGCGUGCUUUUGCGGAAGUUGGGGCCUAA
Messenger RNA from Exophiala spinifera, 261 nucleotides. RefSeq lists its product as uncharacterized. The transcript has 2 exons. Gene Ontology annotation, molecular function: peptidyl-prolyl cis-trans isomerase activity. The record is from RefSeq and is a predicted model, not a curated record. NCBI's taxonomy places the organism in Eukaryota, Fungi, Ascomycota, Eurotiomycetes, Chaetothyriales, Herpotrichiellaceae. Bases 1 to 261 code for a protein of 86 amino acids.